AACCACAGCACAAAUCAAACUUUAAUUUAAAAUAAAAGUAUGUAGAUUAGAGGAAAAAACCUUUGUGAGACAAUUUAAAUUUAAAAAUAAUUUGCUAAGUGAAAAACACCUUCGUUUUAUCAUAGUUUUGGAGAUUAAAAUAUUGCAACAUAAAGCUUGUGUUAUUUCCAUUUUUGAAAUGUGUAUAACUAUACUUAAUUAAGAUAAGGUUUAAACUAACAAACAAUAAAUAUAAAUAAAACCACACACCAGAGCGUAUUACAGAUUGUAAAACAUAUUGCUAGGACAGGGUCGUCAUGUUGUUUCUAGUGAUUUGUGCAAUUUUACCGUUGUUAUCACACGGUUUACCAACAGUCGAUUGCAAUGAAAGACAAAUAAGAUGGAAAACAAACGAGAAACUAAUCAUCGAUGUAGAUCCUGGAAUUGACGACAUCGAAGCAAUGGUUAUGCUACUCAAUGAACACAACAAAAGAGUCUUCCAAAUUGUUGCGUUUGUCAUCAGUGAGGGUAACACAGCACAACAAUAUGGCAUUAAGAACACAUUCCGAUUAUUACAAGUCGCAAACUCAUUAAACAUUCCGGUAUAUGCGGGUUCACGAAUGCCAAUUUUGCCACACAAAGAAAAACUCGAGAAUUUCUUCGGUAUUGAUGGUUUCGGAGAUUUACAUUGGCCUAACUUACCAGAUGGAAGGAUACAACGUAUGCUUGCACCGCAAGCAAUCAAGGAAUUAACUGUUAGGUACCCUGAUCAAAUUACUUACAUUGUUUUGGGACCUAUGACCAAUCUAGCUCUGGCAAUGCGAAUGUAUGAUGGACUUGCUGCUAAAUUGAGAAGUGUUCAUGCCAUGGGCGGUUUGUACAGGGACGCAGCUGGAGAAGUAGGUGAAUUCAACAUUAUGUUUGAUCCUGAAUCAGCUGAAAUUGUGUUUGAUCAACUUCGAUCACCGAUGACAAUAUUUACGUGGCAGGCGUGCAUUAAAAAUGCUCCUUUACGGAAUUGGUUUGAUACUGCUCCAAUCAACAACCCAGUAUUCAAUAUGAUGUUACAAGCUGAAACCUCAUUAAAAGCCAUGCAUCCCCAGGACCCACAAUGGAUUAGCUGUGACCCGAUGUCAAUUGUAGCAUUCCUUGAACAUAGAUCUAUUGUAGAAUCCUAUGAGAGUCCUGUAACGGUACAAUUAAACUCCGGAUCGGGUCGUGGUGUAAUCACGAACUACACAAACAGUGAAAACCCUGGUUUUGAACGGUUUCCGGUUAAAGUUAUUACUGAAUUGGACAUGGAUAUAAUGCAACAAGUAUUUUUGAGAUCUUUUGACCAAAUAUGUAAAACCAAACGCUGCGUAUACAUUUAAAAAAUAUAUCAUUGUAUAUUGAUCAAGAAA
Molecule: messenger RNA, 1382 nt
Organism: Dalotia coriaria
Lineage: Eukaryota; Metazoa; Arthropoda; Insecta; Coleoptera; Staphylinidae
Product: inosine-uridine preferring nucleoside hydrolase-like
Exons: 5
Coding region: 297-1352 (351 amino acids)
Molecular function (GO): hydrolase activity, hydrolyzing N-glycosyl compounds
Source: RefSeq, a predicted model, not a curated record